CCACAACAAACACCCAGCAUGUCCGACGCUGACCUCGAACAAAUCAGGCAAGCGCGCCUGCAACAGCUGCAGCAGCAAGGCGGCGGAGGGCGGGGCACGGACCAACGCGCCCACAUCCUCUCCCAAAUCCUAACUCCCGACGCCGCCGACCGCCUGGGGCGGAUCCGCCUCGUCAAAGAGUCGCGCGCCACAGACAUCGAGAACCGGCUCAUUAUGCUUGCUAGGACCGGCCAGAUACGACAGAAAGUCAGUGAAGAUCAGUUGAAGGAUAUCCUCGGUGCGGUCGCGGAGCAGAGUGAGAAGGAGGAGAGUAAGAUUGUGGUUAACCGCAGGGGAGGUGGGGGGUGGGAUGAGGAUGAGGAGUUGGAGGAGUUGAUGAAGGAUGUUUGACGGAAAUUUGAUGGGGUUGAGGUGCGAGCGUGUAGGAAGAGCGACACCUGGAUUGGGCAAUGAGCUGAGAUGUGUUAAACCAGCACUAUGCAGAAGAAGAU
Macroventuria anomochaeta is the source of this 491-nucleotide messenger RNA. RefSeq names its product DNA-binding TFAR19-related protein. Gene Ontology annotation, molecular function: DNA binding. Gene Ontology annotation, cellular component: nucleus; cytosol. The coding region runs from base 19 to 390 and encodes 123 amino acids. The transcript is spliced from 2 exons. The record is from RefSeq and is a predicted model, not a curated record. Lineage: Eukaryota; Fungi; Ascomycota; Dothideomycetes; Pleosporales; Didymellaceae.